Stegodyphus dumicola is the source of this 607-nucleotide messenger RNA. It is a transcript of the gene Vps15, whose product is annotated as vacuolar protein sorting 15. Lineage: Eukaryota; Metazoa; Arthropoda; Arachnida; Araneae; Eresidae. The record is from RefSeq and is a predicted model, not a curated record. Gene Ontology annotation, cellular component: phosphatidylinositol 3-kinase complex, class III, type II; nucleus-vacuole junction; late endosome. Gene Ontology annotation, biological process: protein targeting to vacuole; macroautophagy; autophagy of peroxisome. Gene Ontology annotation, molecular function: protein serine/threonine kinase activity; ATP binding; protein binding.
UAAUGUCUCUCUCGUCUAAGAGAUCACGUAAUGAGAGCUUAUGUUAAUCUAAUUAUUAUUAUUUUUUUAAUGUGUAGUAGUAUUUCCCGUAUGUAAAGAUGUAAUUUGUUGGACAAUAAGAGUUUUUAAGUUGAAAAGGAAAUGGUUGCAGUGUAUGAUUUCGAAAGAAAGCUUAAAAAUCUUUUCGAAAGAAAGCUUUAAAAGAGAGGUGUGCGGAUACUCAGAAAGUGACACCAUUUGGAGUUAGCUAUUCAGUUGGCAUAAUAUUUAAUUCAGAAUUUUGAAAUGGCACCAUAGUUAGUUCCUAAAAGUGAACUCCUGAAAGACUUGGAACAUGGGAAAUCAACUAACUGGCAUUGUUCCUUCCCAAAUUUUUCCUGUAGAAUAUUACCUUGCUGAUCUAUCUGACUACACAUUUGAUCUUAAUUUAGGUAGUACCCGCUUUUUUAAAGUUGCUAGAGCUAAGCAUAAAGAAGGAUUAACAGUUGUAAAAGUGUUUGCGAUACGAGAUCCUUCACUGCCAUUAAAAGCUCACCGCGAUAGACUGGAUGAGAUAAAAAAGUUGCUUGAAAAAGUUCCUAAUACUGUGCCGUUUCAAAAAUGUAUG